AUGAAAGAUUCAAAUGCGGAUCAUAGCUGUACUUCACCGAAAACUCCAAAUUUUCGACAAAGACGGCGUUUAAACGAGAUUCUUCCUGAUAUAAACAAAUCAAAUGGAAUCCUUUUACUUGCAAAUGAUAAAUAUAAAUACAAAUCAAUGUGGAUUCGCGCAUAUUCGUCUCUAUGGAUGCUAGCAUGCGUCGCACUUAUCAUAUACAUGGGUCAUCUUUACAUCUGGGCAAUGAUGGUUGUUAUCCAAAUUUUUAUGGCUAGAGAGCUCUUCAAUCUACUGAGAAUAGCGAAUCAAGAUAAACGUCUCCCGAAGUUUAAGCUCUUGAACUGGCAUUUCUUCUUCACGGCAAUGCUAUACGUAUACGGCCGUAUCCUCAGUCAGCACCUUGUGAAUACAGUCACAUCAGAUAAAUUUUUCUAUAGACUUGUCAGUAAACUCAUCAAGUAUCAAAUGGUUAUAUGUUACUUCUUAUACAUUGCAGGUUUUGUAUGGUUUAUUCUUUCAUUAAAGAAGAGAUACUACAAGUAUCAAUUUGGACAGUAUGCAUGGACACAUAUGAUACUUAUCAUUGUGUUUACACAGUCUGCAUUCAUGGUAGCUAAUAUAUUUCAAGGAAUUUUCUGGUUUCUUUUCCCUGCGCUUCUUAUUGCUAUGAAUGAUGUUGCUGCGUAUUUCUUUGGUUUCUUCUUUGGGAAAACACCUCUAAUCAAGUUAUCUCCGAAGAAAACAUGGGAAGGUUUUAUUGGAGCGUCUGUUGCAACUAUGAUUGCUGCCUUUACAUGGCUAACAUGUCCAAGGAAGGAUUUAUCAACUGGUUGGCUUGAGUGUGACCCUGAUCCAAUUUUUAAGCCAGAUUACAUUCCAAUGCUAGGACUUGUUCCUCAUGGGAUACCUGAGAAAGAGAUAGCAGUUUUGCCAGUACAGUGGCAUGCUUUGUGGCUAGGACUAUUUGCGUCCAUCAUCGCACCGUUCGGAGGAUUCUUCGCUAGCGGUUUCAAAAGAGCUUUUAAAAUCAAGGACUUUGGUGACAGUAUACCUGGACAUGGUGGAUUUACUGACAGAAUGGACUGCCAGAUGGUGAUGGCUGUUUUUGUUUACAUUUACCACCAGUCAUUUGUUGUCCCCCAUGACUAUUCCAUUGAUGUGCUUUUGGAUCAGAUAAUGAGGGACCUUGGUUUUGAGGACCAGCUAGCUCUUUACACAAAACUUGGACAGAUAUUACAAGAAAGGCAUCUACUCUAG
Vicia faba (fava bean) is the source of this 1245-nucleotide messenger RNA. NCBI's taxonomy places the organism in Eukaryota, Viridiplantae, Streptophyta, Magnoliopsida, Fabales, Fabaceae. The record is from the annotation of a GenBank genome assembly.